Dentiscutata heterogama is the source of this 224-nucleotide messenger RNA. The record is from the annotation of a GenBank genome assembly. Lineage: Eukaryota; Fungi; Glomeromycota; Glomeromycetes; Diversisporales; Gigasporaceae.
AAAAGAAACUCCCAAGUAAAAAAGUUCAAGUAACUAAAUGGGAUGAAGAAAACAAAAAGAAUGAUUAUAAUAGCAAGCUAAACUCAGAAAUAGUCUCUACUACCAACAUUAUAAAAAAACUAGUAGGUGUAGUUAAAGAAAACCAAAAACUUAGAAAAUUAAUAUUUUAUACUGAUAGCUUACUUGAAAGAGAUGAAAAAGAGGACCAUAGAGCUAGAUAUAGA